AUGGCCACCCCCAAUGUUCUUACCUUUGACGCUGAGGGGAGGGCCAUUGACUUUGCCGUCUGGAUUGAAGACCUGCAGCUGUACUUACUGUGUGAUGCGAUAGAUGAGGUCUCUCUCUUUGACUUUGUCUCUGGCGCUGUCCCUGCCCCACCUGCUGAUGCUGACUCUGCCGUUCGCUCCAAGUGGGCGACCCGCGAUGCUGCUGCACGUCUUGCUGUGCGUCGCCACCUCCCUUCCUCUGAGCGUGCCCACUUUAGUCAGUGCAAGACCGCUCAGGCCUUGGACCAGUUUCUCUCUGUCUGUCCCACCACUCUCACUGUCGACCUCCUUGAGGAGUCCCUGCUAGCGGCUGAGAAGAGUAUUGUCGCUGUAGGGGCCUCUCGGGUCGGUCGGCGCGGCGUCUGCCCCCAGCGGCAGACGCCGCGCUGGCAAGGGCAGGGGGGCAAGGGAGCGGGUGGAGCUAGAGGGGGCGGUGGAGGAGGCGGUGGGGUGGCGGGGAUGGGGGUGUCGGCGGUGGGGUGGUGGCGGAGUGGAGGUACUGGUGGCGGCGGUGGAGGCGGAGGGGCGGCGGAGGUGGUAGCGGAGGAGGCGGUGGGAGCGGUGGGAGCGACGGUCCUGGUGGGGGAGGUGGAGGUGGAGACGGGGGUGGCGGUGGAGGCGGGGGUGGCAGUGGAGGCGGGGGUCGGAGUGGCUCGUCCCAGCGGAGCAGCUCCGGGGGUGGUCAGCGCCAGCAGCAGCAGCAGCGCUCUCGCACCGUCCCCCGCCCCUCAGCAGCUCCGUGAGUGGUACUCGCAGCGUCAGCGUGGUGGUGCGCUUGGUCCUUGCCCCUACGUUCUCCGCACCGGUGACCGUGCAGGGGAGAGGUGUGGAGGCGCCCACACUGCCCGCCGCUGCUUUGGCCGCCUGACUGACGCCUGGCGUCAGCAGUUUCCGGAGGCAGCUGAGAUCCCCCGCUGGGGAGAGCUGUCUAGGGCUGGUGUAGCUAUUUAUGAUCUUGAUUUUGAUGCUAUUCUCUCUGCUAUGUAUGCUGCGAUUGGUAGUGAUGAGGAUGACUGUUACCGGUGUUUCCCGCCCGACCCGGGCAUUGGUACUGCCGCGUCAGGUACUAGUGAGGCUGCUGCUCUAGGUGCCAGUGCGUCUGUGCUCUCAGGUGCUGGUGAGUCUGCCCUCUCAGGUACUGUUCGGCCGGUUGCGGUGUCCCUGGCUGACCCCUCUGGGGGGCCUGUCCUGUCUCGCUUCUCCACUGUCCUCCCGUGUCCGGCGGCCCCCUCUGGCACCCUGACUGGUCUCUACCUCCCCUCGUUCUCGACGAACUUGGUGAGUGGUGCUGACCUCCAGGAUGCGGGUGUCCACCAGUUCACCCCUGCUCGUCAGCGGGUGACCCACUGCACGGAGGCGGAUACAGGUCGCCACCUGGCUACGUUUACACGUCGGCCAGGGUCGAGCCUGUACACUCUGACCACUGCUUCUCCUCCAGGUGCUGAGUCUGGUAGGGUCACUUCGUCUGGUCAGGUGUUUGCUGCAGCGUCCAGGUCUGGUCCUGAGUCUGCCCCCUGCUCGUGCCGUCGUUUGUCUCACGAGACCCUCCUCUGGCACCACCGCCUUGGCCACCCCUCUCUGCUUCGGCUCAGAGGCAUGGCCUCGCGAGUCCUUGUGUCUGGUCUUCCCCGUCUCUCUCCCUCCCCUUCCUCCGGCCCUGGCCCCACCUGUGUCCCCUGUGUCGAGGGGCGCCAGCGUGCUGCCCCUCACUCCUCCCAGUUUCCUCCGACAGAGGCCCCGUUGCAGACGCUUCACAUGGAUGUGUGGGGCCCAGCCCGCGUCCGUGGACAGGGUCAGGAGCGCUACUACUUCCUGCUGGUGGUUGACGACUACUCGCGUUACACCACAGUCUUCCCCUUGCGCAGCAAGACCUUCACGCUUCCGGACUCACCGCAGCAGAAUGGGAUUGCUGAGCGCCGCAUUGGCAUGGUCAUGGACGUCGCUCGUACGUCCAUGAUGCAUGCGGCUGCUCCCCAUUUUCUGUGGUUUUUUGCGGUCAGGUACGCUGCGCACCAGAUCAACCUCCACCCCAGGGUCUCUCGACCGGAGACCUCCCCAGCCCUGCUGUGGACGGGGAAGGUUGGCGAUGCGUCGGCGUUCCGGGUCUGGGGAUCUCGGGCGUUUGUUCGCGACCUGUCUGCGGACAAGCUAUCCCCUCGUGCUUCUCCCUGCGUCUUCCUGGGGUUCCCCCCCGACGCCCCUGGGUGGCAGUUUUACCACCCCACCUCUCGACGUGUUCUGUCCUCCCAGGACGUCACGUUCGACGAGUCGGUACCCUACUACCGCCUCUUCCCCUACCGCACUCCGUCCCUCCCCCCACCCCCGCUCUUCUUGGUACCAGGUCCCCCCCCGGUAGUCCCCCUCCCCCCUCAGGGUCCUGCCCCUUCAGGUGUGUCCCAGGUAGACGCGGUCGAGCCUGUCGAGGUCACUGGUGACUCUGGUGCUGCUGCGGGAGCUGAGCCUGGGGGUGCGGAGUCUGGGGGUGCUGAGCCUGGAGGUGCCGAGUCUGGGGGUGCUGUGCCUGGGGGUGCUGAGCCUGGGGUGCUGAGCCUGGGGUUGCUGAGCCUGGGGGUGCUGAGCCUGGGGGUGACGUGCCUGGGGGUGCUGUGUCUAGGGGUGCUGAGCCUGGAGGUGCUGUGCCUGGGGGUGCUUCGUCUCGCCGGGAGCCACUCUCCCCACAGGAGCUGCGUGAGUGGUUUGCCGGGCGCUGGAGGCGUGCUGCUGGUGCUGGUGGUUCUUCGGCUGCAGAGGGUACUGCUGCUGCGCGCGCCCGCCGGCGCUCGUACUGUGGGUGCUGGAGCUGCUGAGUCUGAGAGUUCUCCUGGAGCUGGUCCUGCUGAGGGUGUUGGUGCUGAGCCUGCCGUUGGCGGCCCGACUGACAGUGCUCCUGGUGCUGCGGCUGGAGGUUCUGGAGCUUCUGGUGGUGCUGCUGGAGGUGCUACUGGAGUGGGUGCUCCUGCCGGGGCUGCUGGUGCUGUUCCUGCUGUUUCUAGCGUCGCCGCGCGGCCCCGACCGUACUGUUCCGCUCCUGCAGCAGGUUCUUGGUCUUACACCUCCUCCUCCUCCCUUAGAGGGUCCGCAGCCUGUCCGGUCACAGCCACAGCUACAGCCUGCCUCCCCUUUGCCUGCUCCUUCUCCCUACGCUGGUCCGACUGGAGUCGGACGCCCUUCGUGCUGCCAGUCCUACUGUCACGCGUCUCCUGGCUACUGCUGUCACUGACCCCUUCCUUCGAGUCGUCUGCUGCGUCUGCCCUUGUCACUGAGCUUGUCGACUUUGCUGCGCGCUGUCGUCUAGACUACGCUGCUCGUCUUGUCACUGAGUCUGAGUCCGCCUGUCCUCCGUCCGUCGGGGGUGAGUGUGCCCUUGGCACGGACGUCCUUGAGGACAGGCAGGAGGAUUUCCAGUGUCUGGCCGCCGCUUCACCUCGUCUCGCGUCUGUACUGCUAGCCCCUGAGGGAGACCCGGAUGCACCAGACAUCCCGACUCCGCGCUCUUACGCGGAGGCGAUAGAGGGUCCCUACUCCUCUCAGUGGCAGGCAGCUAUGGAUGCAGAGAUGGCUUCCUGGAAGUCCACAGGCACCUACGUUGACGCUGUUCCCCCUCCUGGGGCGAACAUCGUCAGUGGCAUGUGGAUUUUCAGGGUGAAGCGGCCGCCGGGUUCUCCGCCUGUCUUCAAGGCGCGUUACGUGGCUCGUGGCUUCAGUCAGCGGCAGGGGGUUGACUACUUUCAGACCUUCUCCCCCACCCCGAAGAUGACCACUCUUCGGGUUCUGCUACACGUUGCUGCUCACCGUGACUACGAGCUGCACUCUCUCGACUUCAGCACAGCUUUCUUGCAGGGCAGCCUGCACGAGGAGAUCUGGCUGCGUCGCCCACCUGGCUUCACUGGGUCUUUCCCUCCUGGUACCCAGUGGAGUCUCCGGCGUCCAGUCUACGGUCUCCGCCAGGCGCCACGUGAGUGGCACGACACACUGAGGACUACGCUCGCGGCACUUGGGUUUGCUCCUUCCACUGCCGACCCGUCGCUGUUUCUCUGCGCACCGACACCUCUCUGCCGCCGUUCUACAUCCUCCUACCUUGGCUUGCAGAUCACCCGGGACAGAGCACGCCGCACCAUUACCCUGACUCAGUCACACAUGGUGCAGCAGGUCCUUCAGCGCUUCGGCUUCACGUACUCCUCGCCUCAGGCCACUCCUCUGCCUACUCGCCACUCGCUCUCAGCUCUGCCUUCGGAUGAGUCCGUAGAGUCGAGUGGCCCGUUUGCAGAGCUUGUUGGCUGCCUCAUGUACCUGAUGACCUGCACACGACCUGACCUCGCAUACCCUCUUAGCAUUCUCGCACGCUUUGUUGCUCCUGGGAGACACCGACCAGAGCACAUGGCUGCAGCGAAGAGGGUGUUGCGCUACUUGUGCAGUACGUCGGGCAUGGGGCUAGUGCUUGGAGGGCGCAGUCCAGAGUUACGCUGGCUCACCUACCUGCUGACCGACCUUGGAGAGCAGCCUCGUUCUCCUCCAGUCCUGUACGUAGACAACAAGGCCAUGCUGGCCUUGUGUCGAGAGCAGCGACUGGAGCACAGAACGAAGCACAUUGCUCUUCGUUACUUUCUUGCUCGUGAGCUACAGCAGCGUGGACAGCUGCGACUUGCGUACGUGGCCUCUGAGGCCAACACUGCUGAUGUCUUCACCAAGGCACUUGCGCCUUGUGAUCAUCAGCGUUGCUGCACGCAGUUGGGUCUUGUGCCUGUCUUGCCUCACUUGCUCUCCUCUUGA
Molecule: messenger RNA, 4809 nt
Organism: Closterium sp. NIES-65
Lineage: Eukaryota; Viridiplantae; Streptophyta; Zygnematophyceae; Desmidiales; Closteriaceae
Source: the annotation of a GenBank genome assembly